AUGCCUGAUACAUCGGCACCGACAAACUCACGCGCGCCUCAGCGUUCUGAGCCAACAGGGCACACACAGCUCCCAUUGUCGAGAGUAAAGAAAAUCAUCCACAAGGAUGCCGAUGUCUCUCACUGCUCGAACAAUGCCGCCUUUGCCAUCACCCGUGCCGCCGAAAUGUUCAUCAUGCACCUAGCCGAGACUUCGCUCAACCAAGCGAGGGCGGAGCGUAAGCCGAGACGGAAUAUCCAAUACAAGGAUGUUGCGAACGCCGUCUCUCAUCUAGAUAACCUUGAGUUUCUAGAAGACAUCGUCCCGAAGACCGUCCUCUUCAGUAAGAUCCGAGAUGCCGCCCAAGAGACGCAGGCCCGGCUCCGUGGCGGAAAAGAAGUCAACGGCGAGGGCGACCAAGACUGUUCCAUCCCUCCCUCUCCGUCCGAAGGCCCUUCGACGGCCGUGGCUCCUGCCGAUGGGGGGGCCGCCAUCACAGUGUCUUUGCGUGACGACGACAGAGAUUCGGAUGACGCCAACGACCAGCUCGAACUCGAGAUGCAACAGGCCGCCGCCGGAUUUCGUCGUCCCACGCAUGACAGAGAUGUGCCCAUGUCCGGCUAG
This is a messenger RNA of Drechmeria coniospora, 603 nucleotides long. Its product is annotated as Histone-like transcription factor and archaeal histone family protein. Gene Ontology annotation, molecular function: protein heterodimerization activity. Gene Ontology annotation, cellular component: CHRAC; nucleus. NCBI's taxonomy places the organism in Eukaryota, Fungi, Ascomycota, Sordariomycetes, Hypocreales, Ophiocordycipitaceae. The record is from RefSeq and is a predicted model, not a curated record. Bases 1 to 603 code for a protein of 200 amino acids. The transcript is spliced from 4 exons.